AUGGAACCUCGUGGACAUGAAAGCGUUGGCGUGCUGCGUGGUAUGGCUCUCCGCUCUCAUAGUGCAAAAGUUCCACUUGAUUCACAUAGACGACGGGUUGAGAUGGGUCUCGUGCGCGAACAAUGCUCCGGAAAUCAUGAGAAGGCUGAUAAAGAUAUCCUGCCUGUAGCUUGGCUCUUUGAGUUCUACGUCGACCGUCCAAAUACGUUUUACUUCUCGAUACGGAACAGUCUCAAAAGCCAAGUGGCUAGUGGGCUUGAGUUUGACGAUCUUGAACCUGCAUUUAUUUGGCUCCCGUCAUUUCCCUUACCGCUUGGUGUUGGUGUGCGGCCAUUCUGUGUGGGGGAGGGUGGCAUUGCAGACUUCUGGAAAUCCGGGGAAGGCAACGCAGAAGAAGGGAUGGCGGAUGCGAUGUGGCAUGUCGUGGUUAUCCAAGUGCAGGGUAUACAGAUUGUGGCUUUCGGCCUCUCUCGGUGCGCGGUGGACGAUCAGUGA
This is a messenger RNA of Fusarium redolens, 495 nucleotides long. RefSeq lists its product as uncharacterized. The record is from RefSeq and is a predicted model, not a curated record. Lineage: Eukaryota; Fungi; Ascomycota; Sordariomycetes; Hypocreales; Nectriaceae. The transcript is spliced from 3 exons. Bases 1 to 495 code for a protein of 164 amino acids.